GUCUCAUUGAACUGUUGGUUCCACGUGGAAAGCCGGCCUUUAAACUUCCAUGUGCUAGUUGCAAACUUAUCACGGGGUCUAAGUUGUGGACCACCCUAAGCACCUCCGAUGUUCCGAUUUGUAAUUAGCGCUUACUCGUGGGGUCUGUGAUUAGGUGUAGGGCUGGAUGAAACCCGACGGCCAGCUACGUGACGCCCUUGCCAACACGUACUCUAGCGACAGGCAACGUUGGAUGGCGGAUGAACGCGCCUACUAUGCGAGCAUGAAUUAUGGUAGACAGCCAGAGGGACAGAGUCACCAUCAACAGCCACCGCAUCACCAGCUGCGGCCUGGUACAGCUCCAUACCAUGCUGCCGCUGCACAGCAGGCGCCGGCUGUUGGCUGGGGUGGCCAAGCCAUCCAGGAGCCUUCUGGUUACCGUGUUCCCUGGUUUGGGCGCAGCCGGUCGAAAUAUGGGGGCGGCAAGUAUGGCAAAAAGGGUGGGGAUCAGAUGUAUCCAGCCGGGCAAGGUCGCGCCGGCGGGCCUGGCGGCGCUGGCCCCUCAAACAGAGAAGGCGAGGAUGCGCUGUCGGUCGAGGAGAUGGUCGUGAUCAUUCAGAAAUUGCAGGCCAAUGAGCCACUGCCGGAUGUCAUUUUCCGUGCUCUCCACCACGUUGACAGCCGCGCGGUAGCUCUCCUUUUGAAAGACCUCAGCCGCCUCGGGAAAGACCGGCGUGCAAUGGAGCUCUUCGAUUGGUUGCGCUCAGCCAACGAACGCAGCCCGCUUCGGGCGCUUUGCGAUGUCUAUAGCUACACGGCCACCAUCUCGCUCUGCAUACACGGGCAGGAUGUCGAUCGUGCGCUAGAGCUGAUGCAGGAGAUGCGGUCGCGGAAUAUUGAGCGGAACGUCCACACGUACACUGCGUUAAUGAACGUAUGCAUAAAAUGCGGGAAACUUGCCCUUGCGCUGGACAUUUACAACUCCAUGCGCGCGGUAAACUGCAUGCCCAAUGUCGUUACCUACAACACGCUCGUCGACGUCUACGGGAAACUGGGGCAAUGGGAGCGCGCGAUUCACGUGCUGGACUUGAUGAAGCACGAGGGUGUCGAGCCUGUGCUGCGGACGUACAAUACCUUGAUAAUUGCCUGCAACAUGUGCAACCAGCCGCGGGAGGCGCUGGCGGUCUAUCAGCGCCUCUUAGCAGAGGGCUUCACGCCCAACUCCACCACGUACAACGCGCUCAUCAGCGCGUACGGCAAGACCACGCAGCUGGGCAAGGCGCUCGAGGUGUAUCAAGAGAUGCUGCGGCAGAACAUGGAUCGCAGCGUCAUUACGUACAGCUCCCUGAUCAGCGCAUGCGAAAAGGCGGGGCAGUGGGAGACGGCGCUGCGGAUUUUUAACGAGAUGCAGCAGGACAACUGUGUCCCCAACACCGUCACCUACAACUCGUUGGUGACGGCGUGUGCCCAGGGUGGUCAAUGGGAAAAGGCCACGGAGGUGUUUGAGCAAAUGAAUGCUCACGGCUGCACCCCCGACGUCGUCACGUACACCGCUCUCAUCAGCGCUUACGAGCGCGGGGGGCAGUGGCAGAAGGCGCUGCAGGCGUUCCACAAGAUGUGUGUGCAGGGCUGCAAGCCGGACGCCAUCGUCUACAACGCCAUCAUCGACACGUUGUGGGAGACGGGCAUCAUUUGGGCGCAGGGCAAGGCGCUGCAGCUGUUCCUGACAGCCGUCCAGCAGGGGCACUUCCGCCAGGAGCCGCUGGUGCGCCGCCCCGGCCGCAUCGAGGUCAACCUCCAUGCCAUGACGGCGGGCGUAGCGAUGGUGUGCCUGUACUGCUGGCUGCUGGAGCUCAAGCGUAUUGCAACGGAGAAGGGCCCACAGCACCUUCCCGCGGUGCUCGCCAUCGUGACCGACAUGGGCAAGGCCAGCCGCGAGCAGGGCAACUGCAUUGUUAAGGAGGCGGUGGCGGCCAUGAUGAGCUUCUGGGACGCGCCUUUCAGGCUGGUGCAGGACAGCAUGUACGCCUCCGUGCUGGAAGCUGGCGGCGCGCAGGUCGCGGAAUGGGUGACCAGCACCUCUUUCAGCGCGCAGCUGGCAAGCUUGUUCCCAAUUGCGGAUAGCAGCAAGAUGACGGAGGAGGUGUACGCCAUGCGUGAGCAGCAGGUCACGCAGGAGUGCCAGGAGGCGUUCGCAGCAGUGCAGCACUUUGAGAACACGCACGGGCUGGUGCUCUCAAACAUGAGCCCCGGCUACGUGCAGCAGCGGCCGGUCCUCAUCUCCCGACUGCUGGACCUGAGCUCUAAGCUCAGUCUUCGCGACGAGGUUGUGCACGAUGCGGUGCUGCUCAUGGACCGCACGGCCUCCCAGGCGAAGCAGGUGCCGGAGGACGUGCUGCCCCUGGUGGGUGUGGCCGCGCUCAUCAUUGCGGCGAAGCAGGGCGACAGCAGCGACCGCGUACCUACCAACGCCGAGAUUGAGCAGAUUACAGAGCUGCCUGCCACGGCAGUCGCUAAGAUGGAGUGGAACAUCCGCGGCUUGCUGACGGACGACAUCUCGGCAAUCUCCACCAUGCGCUGUUUGAAGGUGUACCUGGAGCGCCUCGGCUACCGCUACCUUGACAAGCAGGACGUGUACGGCAUGGCGGGUUUCGCCAUCAUGCUGGCCGUUGAGUCGCUGUACGACCUCUCGCUGCUGAACUGCCGGCCGUCAGUGGUGGCGGCGGCCAUCCUGUAUGCGGAGCGCAGGCUGCGUGGCGCGGUGCCCUUCUGGCCAUCCAUGCUGUCGAAGCUCACCGGCUACCAUGACAUGUCGACGCCGGAGCUCACGGUUGCGGUGCGCGUUGCACAGAAGCUCUCUCGUAAGCUGGUGUACGCGCAGAUGUACAAAGCGCAGCUCAUCCAGCUGGCGGGACAGACAGGCCCGGCUGCCGGCGCCGGACCUGGGGCGCCGGAGCUGGCCAGCGGCCCCCCAGGCGGCGCUCCUGGGCCGAUGGUGGCGGCCGGCGUGCGGCCCCACAUGCCACCUGGCGCCGCGCCUGCAGCCGUCAUGGCUGGGCCCUUGGGCGGCGCCGCAGGCGCCGGUAUCAUUGCACCACCCGCGGCGCCGCCUGUGGUGCAAGGGGCUCCGCACGGGGGCUCGCAUCCCUCGGCCGCAGUGCAGUGGCAGCAGGGCCGCUAUGAGCACAUGGGACAGGGCGCGGCGGGUGUGCCCGCGGGCGCGGACCCGUCGUCGGGUCUUGUGACAGCUUCGGGAGCUGGGCCCAGCAGUGCUGCAGUAUCGCAGCCGGACGACGGUGCGGCGAUCAAGGCGCUUACACAGGCGAUGCACAGCUUGACAACGGGCCCGCGCGGCAUGCAGCCAAACAACACGGCUGCGCUUGAGCAAUGGCAACGGCUUGGCGCCGAGGAGGCCAAUGAAGGCGUUGGGCCGGGGAGGUAGUGAGUGAAGGCACGUUUGUAUUGGGAGAAUGUCGUCUUCGUACGUUGCGGUGAGGUCUGCUGCAUUUCAAUUCUUGGUGCAAGGCCUUCUGUUUGGGGGAAAAUUGCUGUACUAAGCUGUUCAGGAAAUGUCUUCCCGCCGUACAUUGAUAUAGCACGUGAUUACCUUCUUUCACAUAGGAGCCUUAAGAACCUUAAUUGCCCAUGUCUCGUACGGGCUUCUGGGUAGCACUGCUUGAGGCUGUUCUUGGGGGGCGAUAGAACACGGGGGGUUAAGUACUUACGUCAAAUGGUAUGAGUCCUUGGGAUGAAUGCAUGAAGUUAUUUCCAUAUGCAGUGGAAGCUUAGUCAAUAAACUAAUGGCAUGUCCUUGACGAUAACGAGGCUUGAAGAAGUGAUAGCGGUGGCCCGGUGGGUGGACGGGUCAACAGCAGUUGGGCGUCUGGAUUGUCGUGGCUUGGAGGAGGGGGGGUUCUCAGCACGCACCUGGUUCAUUCGGCAUAUUAGUCGGUGCCUUCUAUUGCUGCUAUGGCCUUGGGUCAUGAUGGUGGGUUUGCACCGAGCGCGAGUCAGUUCUUAUUAGAAACUUUUCGUCAGGACCGCAAAGGACCCGCCUCAAAUCGCCCAGGCUGGUAACUGCAAAGCCGUGGAUUCUUCAGGGUUUGGUAGGCAGCGGUGCGCGUGCGGCAGGAUUUGUUACGCACCCAGAAAAGGUGUAUAGCCCGCGUUCGUUACAUGUGUUCAUCAAUUGGAAGGGCGGUGCGGAUGUUCUUGAUAUGCUGGAUGUUCGUGAGGGUUUGGCUGCGUUGUUUGGCUACGUUGAUUCAAACCCAACGAGGAGUUUGUGUCUUAUCAUUGAGCAAUGGUCCUGGCGAUGCGUGUAUUUUUAGGGCGCUCCGAUGGUUGGGUGCCCUACCACGCAUGAAGCCUGUUACUGCGCAGGCAUUGCACUGGGAAUUCAAUCUUUCCUGCUAGUGUGCCUGGUGUUCGUCGAUUUGUCAGUUUGCUCGUCACCAUGUGUAUUGUUGUUUAUCGAGUCCUGCACGGCACGCGCUUGCCUCUCGCUAUGGAUGCAUCUUGCGGUGGUGCAUACCCAUGCCAAGGGCGAUGCAUUUGCGGACAUUGCUCUGAGGCGUAACUUCAUUCCUCGUCGUCAAGUGUAAGGGAAGCCGGCUUGUACAUUUUAGCUAGCAGAACCUCGUGUGGGCACGGAGCAGGCAAUUGUGUAUCCAGCGUCCAAUGGUCUCUGAAGACAUGGAUAGCUCUCUGUGUGAGUUGUGGCAAUGGAAGGAGUGUCAGCCCGAGGACACCUAGGCGUGCACCUCGCCGAACCAUACACUCCCAUACAGUUAAGGGGGCUGGGGCAUCUUCUCAUGCUGGCUAAAGUAGCCCCUGCGCCCCCAGUCUGCCGCAAUGCCAUGACUCCAGUCACGUGGCUCUCCUCUGAACUCCAUACACAGCACGCUGUUCUUAAGCUGGCAAACCUGAUCCUGGCAAGACCAUUUGCGCUCAUCAUACGGACAAGCCCAGAUCGAGGCGGACGGGAUGGCUGCAGGGAUGGCUACGCGGUAGGGGGAGUUAUGCUUAAAUGCAUGGCCAUGUAAGGUGCGCGGGCAGUGCAUGUCAUGGCGAUAUAUGUGCAAGUUCAUGUCAAUAGCUGGCGGCGGCCAAGCAUGAGAUUCAGGGAGCACCGGUGCGUGUAUCCUUGCCUGAACCGCAGCGGGUAUUAUGGCGGGCACACGGGUUAUUGGUAUUAUGCGAGUGCGUUGCUCUGUACUUAUUAAUAGCUGGCUACGCGUUAGUGAAAAUGCUGCCGAACAUUUUUGGUCCCGGGCCGGUAUUUCAUUGCAGUCUCAUUUAGCAACAUAACAUGUUGCUAGGCUUGGUCAAUGUGAUCUUGACAAAGAACACUCUUGCCAAAGGAAACGCCUCAAGACUGCAGCAUGUGAUCGACUGUAGCAAGCACGGGUAGUAUGUCAAUGCAUCGCAAUAUGGUUUGUGCAUACCGCGUAUAGGGCGUUGAUGUCCACGGCAUGUCGUACGCAUGCAAUCAUACCUGCCUUCGUAGCCUGACUCGUAAAAUUGGAAAUUUGAGUACUUUAGAUGUUAGGCAUGGGCUGUUAAGUAGUUGAUAGUAUACUUACGCCUUCCCCGGCCUUGGUCUGGCCCGUUGCACAAACGAUCCUAGGGAUCUUUCCUCAUAGUGGGCUUCUGCUGCGGCUUGCUGGUCGCAUCAACGUUUUUGUCCCAGAUGGGAUUUGAUAACUUGUAGGACGGAGGCCCUUAGGACUCCAAGCUCAACUAAUACGGUCCGCGCGCUUUACACUAGGCUCCACAUUUGGAUAGCGACCGGAGUGGUGCCCCGUGGUGCUUUACUUAGCUCCUUUUGACCGUGGUCUCCAAUCUACUUCACUCUUCCUUGUGCGUGGAGCUAGGCAGCAAUGAAGGCUAGCACAAUUGUGCUGCUGCUGUUAGGCUGUUUGGCGUUGCCAGUCUUCGCAGCAGAAGGCAACACCACUGCUGUCACUCCAGUUGCUGCAAAGUCAUCUAGCGCCAGCACUCCUGCCAAUAACUCUAGCGGAACAGCAGCUCCUUCCGGAGCCAAGACGGCUCCAGCUGCAGCUGCCAGUCAGCCAGCAGCGAAAUCAACUUCUCAAGCCAAGCAGGACGGCAACGCAGCUAUAGCCAAGGCUGCUGCUGCUGCUGCAAAGGCUGCUGCAGCAGCUGCGGAGGCUGUUGAAGCAGCUGUGGCGGCAUCAGAAGCAGACGAUAAGGAGGAAGGCGACAAGCCUGCCGCUGCUACUGAGGACGCAGCUGCUGCUACCGAAGGCAAAGGAGAUGCUGUUAAGCCAGAGGAGUCGGCGAAGCCCGCUACAGAUGCAGCAAAAUCAACUGCUUCUCAGACUGCCAAGGCUGAGCCUGCUAAGGCCGAGCCUGAGGAGGCUAAGCCUGAGAAGUCAGAGCCUGUGAAGGCUGAGCCUGCAAAAGCAGAGGCUGCUAAAGCUGAACCUGCGAAGGCAGAAGGGGCAAAGGAAGAGGCGAAAAAAGCCGAUGAUUCCAAGAAGCCUGUUGCUACCGACGCAGAUGCAAAGGAGCCUCGCAAGAAGCGACCAGCCCGCACUAAGACAGCACCCUUCCAGAAUAAGCAGGUGGCUUUCGCGCCAUCCGCGAAUGUCACUUUCGGCGACGACAUUGACGACGAAGGUAAAUGCGCUAAGGAGAUUGAAAAGUAUUGCGACGAUGUGGAUGAGGGAGAGGGCAAGCUGGCGGACUGCAUCAGUGAGCAAAUCGAUGCCUCCGAGUCGCCCGAGGGUUCAGACGACGCUCCUGAUAUCUCGGAUGAGUGCCGCGAGGAGGUAUUUGCCUAUAAGGUCCAGCGUAACAGCAACAUCAAUGCCAACGUACCGCUGGCCAAGGCCUGCAAGGUUGACGCAGACAAAUUCUGCAACGUCACCUGGUUCUUCGGUUACAAGUCGGGGCAGGUUAUCGCAUGCCUGCGCGAUGUUAAGGCGCAGGUGUCCAAGCCAUGCAAGCACCAGCUAUUCAAAGUGAUGCAGGAGGCCGCCAAGGAUAUUCGGGCGGACCCCAUGCUGUACGAGGCUUGCAAGGAGGACACGGAGACGCUCUGCAAGGACGUCAAGAACGGUGGUGGCCGCGUCCAGGCUUGCCUGCGUGACAAGCGUAUGCAGCUGUCGUGGGCAUGCGAGGAGCAGCUCUUCCGUCAGGAGAUGGAGAACGCAGAUGACAUUCGCCUUAGCGUGCGUCUCUUCAAGAAGUGCUUGCCCGACAAGCGGAAGUUCUGCAAGGACAUUGAGCCCGGAAACGCUCGCGCCAAGGACUGCCUCGAGGAGAACCGCGACGAGCUGUCUAGCGGCUGUAAGGAGGAGGUGGACGCCAUGAUUGAACGGCGUGUGCGUGACUUCCGCCUGGACUCCCGGCUGCGGAGCGUCUGCGAGCAGGAAAUCUUCAACAUGUGCGCGUACUUCGGGGACCUGGACGACAUUGAUACCUACGAUUCAUCUGUGAUUAACUGCCUGCAAGACUACUCGGGCGAGAUCAAGAACGGCGAGUGCAAGGCCCAGGUCAAGAAAUACCUUCAGCUGGCGUCGCAGGACAUCCGGUUUGAUGUCCCUCUUGCUGAGGCGUGCUUUGAGGACCGUCAGAAGUUCUGCGCGAAUGUCCCACCGGGAUCUGCCCGUGUCAUCCGCUGCCUGAGCAACAGCCGUGACAACCUCAGCCCUGUUUGCCGCGCAACAUUGUUUGAUGAGGAGGUCCGGUUCUCCGAGAACAUUGAUUUCCAGUACCCGAUGAAGACCGCUUGCGUCAAGGAGAUUGAUCGUUUCUGCAAGGACAUUCCUCACGGCAGCGGGCGGGUUAUUCGCUGCUUGCAAGACAACAAGGCCCAGAAAGAGUUCGGCAAGGCUUGCGCCGAGGAGAUUAAGGCGUAUGAGGCCGAGAUCUCCAAGGAUUACCGCUUCAACUUCCGUCUUAAGAAGGCUUGCCAGAAGGACGUGGAGAAGCUCUGCCCCGGACUGUGCCAAACCAACGAUGGAAGUCCCUGCGGUGGUAAGGUUCUGCGCUGCUUGACUGACAAGAUCGACGACAUUGGCGACGAGGGCUGCAAGAAGGAGGUGUACUACUACGAGAAGAUGGAGGUGUCCAACUUCAUGAACGAUAUCCUGCUGGCUGAGGCCUGCCGCACGGAUGUUGACAAUUUCUGCAAGGACGUGGAGCCUGGCGAGGGUCGUGUGCACAAGUGCCUGCGUGACAACCGCAAGAAGCUGAGCGAUUCUUGCCGCCGGGAAGAGUUGCUGCUGGAGGAGAAGGAGGCGAACUCUAUUGAGCUCAACGUGUCUCUCCUGAAGGCAUGCAAGGCUGAACGCCAGCUGUAUUGCUCUGCAGUGCAGCCAGGGCAGGCACGCGUCUUCCGCUGCCUGGCAGAGAACAUGAACGAUGCUGAUUUUGGAAGUGGUUGCAAGUACCAGAUUGUUAGCAAGCUGCAGCGCAGGCAAGCCAACUGGAAGCUGGAUCCGCCUCUCCGCAAGGCGUGCAAGUCCGACGUGCUUACGUACUGCGCCUCCGAGGAUGCUGCCAACAGCGAGGAUGGGCUGGUUUACCAGUGCAUGGUCAAGAACUUCGAGUCGCUGUCGAACGGCUGCCAGAAGGAGGUUGGCCGCGCCGUGCACAUGGCGUUCUUCGUGUGGGCACCGGCCGCUAUCAUCACCCAUCUGUGCGACGACGACAUCAACCGCCUGUGCCUGGCGGAUCGCCCGAACAUGGCUUCCCGCCCUGGAGCUGUUGGCACCUGCCUUGCGACUCUGUUGGAGAAGCAGGAUCGUUCUUCGGCGCGCCUGCUCGUGGAGACCGCCGGCAACCCCAAGUUGCUUUCGCCGGCAUGCGCGCGCCUGGCCGACAUCGCGGAGCCGCCCAACAUGAAGCAGGCCUUUGAGUCCUCGUUGACUUUUGCCCUGCUCAAGGACCACCUAGAGAACAUUGAGGUUGCGACCGGCCUGCCAACCGUCACACGUGAUACGCGUGGCAACGCGCAGGGCGUCAGCCUAACGGGUUGGAUGGCCAUGCUUGGCAUGACUGCCCUCAUUAUUCUAGUCAUCUACGGCGGUUAUGCCGGUAUUAAGCGUAUUCGCGGUCUACCCGAUCGAGAUUACACGCUAGUAGUCAAGCAGCAGCACAAGUAAUGUGUAGAUGCUUGCAGUAGUGUGGUGCGGAGAGCUUUUAGUUAGAGCGUUGUGUUUGUACAUGGGGAUGAGCAUAGACGGUAGGAGUUCUGUCGCUUCGAUGGCGAGUAGGAUUCCCAGCUAGCGUAGCUGGUGAACUGUGGUGCGGGCGUUGUGGAUGGUCCGAACCUCAUUGUACCGUCGGAUCCGUAGCGAGCAAGGGCCCACGCAUGGAGACGGUUCCCCGUUUUGAGGUGCUGAGGGCGGUAGUUUACCUGAGGCUGUGAUUACCUGUGUUCUGGCAUCGUAAAAUGCGUGUGGCUAUUGAACAUGGACGGGAUGCGAAUGGGGAGCUCGAUGCUCUCAACAUUGUUCGGGCUGACCGUCGUAGAUCGUGGUACGAUUUUGCAUUAUGACCGGUACAUAUGUGCCCAAUGCUUUCGUGGAUGGCCAGCCGCGGAUUUAUUCCCAUAAUUUUGUGUAUCAAGGAAGAUGUUAGAUUGACUCGUGCGUUAACGGACAAGUUCGACCUCGUGCGUCAGCCUUUCCAGCUGGCACUAAUAGUAACAUAUAGCUGUUUCCACACAUCAACCCUUACAAAUGGAC
Molecule: messenger RNA, 9701 nt
Organism: Astrephomene gubernaculifera
Lineage: Eukaryota; Viridiplantae; Chlorophyta; Chlorophyceae; Chlamydomonadales; Astrephomenaceae
Source: the annotation of a GenBank genome assembly